AUGGAGUACUAUGUGGACCUCGAAUUGAUUCGUGAUGUACUUCACAAACUGGCUCUUAAACACUGGGCCCGCUUUGAAUAUUCAAGGGAACAGGAGGAGCUUGACGCGUCUGUGUUCCAUGGCCGUAUUGCACUCGGACUAUGUCAUGUAGAACAUCCUAGGCGCUCCGAGAUAUUGAAUAGUCUUGGAAUGUUUCUGUACACGCGAUUUGAGCAAUACGGUGGCAUAGAGGAUUUAGAGGAGGCCAUACAGCAUCAUCGUGCCGCUUUGCGACUUCUCCCCGAAGACCAUCACGAUCGUCCUAUGUUUCUGAUUUUGCUCGCGGCUUCCCUUCAAAGUCAAUUCGAACAGCGUGGACAGUCUGCGAACCUCGAUGAGGCCAUCGAGCAUCAACGUGCCGCUCUGCAACUUUGCCCCGUCGGCCAUCCCAAUCGUUCCAUGUCUCUGAACUGCCUUGCCUCUUCCCUUCAAGCUCGCUUUGAACAGCACGGACUGACAACUGAUCUCGACGAGGCCAUCGAGCUGAAUCGUGCUGCCCUGCAACUGCGCCCCGACGGCCAUCCAAAUCGUUCCACAUCUCUUAUCAACCUUGCAGCUGCUCUUGCAACUCGAUUUUCACAGAACGGAAGGGCUGCAGAUCUUGAUGAGGCUAUUGAACAUAAUCGCAUCGCCCUGCAACUUCUCCCUGACAGUCAUCCCAAUCGUUCCAAGUCUCUCAAUAACCUCGGGGAUUCCCUCCGAACUCGAUUUGCACAGUAUGGACGGGCAGCAGAUCUUGAUGAGGCUAUCGAGCUGAAUCAUGCUGCACUGCAACUUUGCCCCGAAGGCAAUCCCGAUCGUUCCAUGUCCCUUCAUAACUUAGCGACUUCCCUUCAGGAUCGAUUUGAACAGCAUGGACAGACCGCUGACCUUGAUGAUGCCAUCGAGCAUCAUCGUGCUGCGCUGCACCUUCGACCCGACGGUCAUCCUGAUCGUUCUGCCUCUCUGAAUAAUCUAGCGGUUUGCCUUCAAAUUCGGUUUGAACAGCUUGGACGGACGACAGACCUUGACGAGGCUAUCAAGCAUCAUCGUGCUGCACUGCAACUUCGACCUGCCAGCCAUCCCUAUCGUGCCAUGUCGCUCAAUAAUCUUGCGGCUUCACUUGUAAUUCAAUAUGAACAGCAUGGACGGCCCACGGACCUCGAUGAGGCCAUCGAAUUGAAUCGUUUUGCCCUGCAGAUUCAACCCGACAGCCAUCCCGAUCGUUCCACGUCUCUUUUCACCCUAGCAGCUUCCCUUCAAAUCCGAUUUGAACAAACUGGACAGGUUGCUGAUCUUGAUGAGGCCAUCGAACAUAAUCGCUCCGCCCUACAGCUUCUCCCUGACAGCCAUGCUAAUCACCUUGAUGAAGCCAUCAAGUACCAUCGUUUGGCACUGCAACUUCGUCCCACUGGCCACCCCGAUCGCUCCAUGUCUCUCACUAACCUUGCGGCUUCCCUCCAAGUUCGAUCUGAGCAGCAUGGACAGACUAACGACCUCGAUGAGGCCAUUGACCUGCAUCAUGCUGCACUGCAGCUUCGACCCGAUGGGCAUCCCAAUCGUUCCAUUUCUCUCAAUAACCUUGCUACUUCUCUUAAAAUGCGAUUUGACCAGCUUGGACGCACCGCAGACCUCGAUGGGGCCAUCGAGAUGAUUCGUGAGGCUCUGCAACUUCGACCCGACGGUCAUCCCGAUCGUUCCACAUCGCUGGCCAGCUUGGCUAUUUCAUUAUUCUCACAAUUCAAGAAGUCUGGGAGCUUGGACGAUUUCGAAGAGUGUAUGCAAUUAUUCGGAUGUGCUGCCGAGCAUAAGUUUUCAAGCUCGGUGGUGCGUAUCGAGGUGGCCAGGCGAUGGGCUGACCUUGCUCGAAGUCAUGCUCACCAUACCACGUCUAGGGCUUACAAGGUGGCGAUGCUGCUUCUUCAACGUUCCCUCGUUGUUAGUCCCACGCUUCAUACACAACACGACUUUCUUACUGGAAAAGGCGACUACAGAACACUCACGUUGGAAGCGGUGGCCUAUGCCAUACAUCGAAAUAGGCUGGAGGAAGCGAUUGAGCUGCUCGAGCAAGGAAGGGGUAUACUCUGGUCGCAGAUGCGCGGUCUUCGGACACCUCUUGAUCGUCUUGUGGAAACGAAUAGAGAGCUCGCUGAUAAGUUCAGGAAUGUUAGUCGGCAGCUGGAGAAACUGGCAACAUCAACUUCCGCACUGCAGUCUGAUCCAAGCUUAGGCAGAGACGGCUCAUCUACACUGGAUGUUCACAGAGAACGGUUAUUGUUUGAGGAGAAGCUGAAGGUAAAGAAGCAGCUCUCUAAUGAGCAAGAGGAGAUCAUCAACGAGAUAAGGCGAAUUCCUAAAUUUGAGAGCUUCCUUACAGCCACGCCGUUUAAAGAACUUCAGCGGUCAGCUUCGGAGGGUCCAGUGAUUGUGGUCAAUCAUAGCAAAUAUCGAUCCGAUGCGCUCAUCAUCCUCUCACGUGAAGUUCAACCAGUUAUCUGUGUCCCACUAGAUGGAGAGUUCUACAAGGACAGCAUUGAGUUAUAUGUCGAACUCUUGGAAACGCGACAACGUUUCACGGCUAACUCGCCUGAAUAUGAUAAGAAGCUCGUUGAAGCACUGGAGAUGUUAUGGGAUAGGGUCGUGUCCAAAGUCGUCGAAAAGCUUAAGGAGCUUGGGAUUGCUGAAGGAUCGCGAAUUUGGUGGUGUCCUACAUCUGUCCUCUCUGCGCUUCCCUUCCACGCCGCGGGUCCGUUCAAGGACACGGAUGGCACUACGGAGUAUUUAUUGGAUAAAUACGUCUCAUCAUAUACUCCGACACUCGGAGCGCUCGUCAAUGCACAGUCAGGCGGGGAUGGAGGGGAAUUAACGGUGCUUGUCAUUGGGGAUACAUCGCUUAAGUCAGCUAAGCAGGAGAUCAGAAACAUCCGGAACUGUGGGAUUAGCACCCGGUUACUCGUCAGUAAGAAGAUAUCUCAUGAAGCAGUGAUCAAGGCCCUUUCGGGAUCAACCUGGGUUCAUUUCGUUUGUCACGGAACUUUAGACCCAAAGCCCUUCAAUUAUUCAUUCAAAUUGACAGACCAUGGACUGACUUUACUCGAUAUUGUUCGAGGUCAUAUCCCGAACGCAGAGUUCGCCUUCCUUUCUGCCUGCCACACAGCUGAGCAGUCUUUCCUGGUUGCGCACGAUGAAGUGCUUCACUUGGCUGCAGCGAUGCAGUUCUCUGGAUUUCGAAGUGUGAUUGGAUCGAUGUGGGAGCUACUUGAUGAGGAUGGGCCGUUUUUCGCCAAGACAGUUUACGAGUACAUGCAAAACUGCAACGAGGGCGAGGCGAAGUACAAGCGGGCGGCUGCUGGUCUUCGUGAAGCAGCGAUAGGACUGAAAGCACGGGAUGGUAUUCAGACUGAGAGAUGGGUAAAUUUGAUUCACAUAGGUGCUUGA
Messenger RNA from Fomitiporia mediterranea MF3/22, 3456 nucleotides. Its product is annotated as TPR-like protein. The record is from RefSeq and is a predicted model, not a curated record. Gene Ontology annotation, molecular function: protein binding. Gene Ontology annotation, biological process: cell division. NCBI's taxonomy places the organism in Eukaryota, Fungi, Basidiomycota, Agaricomycetes, Hymenochaetales, Hymenochaetaceae. Bases 1 to 3456 code for a protein of 1151 amino acids. The transcript has 2 exons.